GAGCCGUGGUCACGUGACAUGAAUUCCUUGUUUGGCGAAGCUUUGUAAAGGUAUACAAGACGGUUCGAGGUGAACCGUCCUCUAAUUUCAAAACUGUGUUUCUUUUGUAUUCAUUAGUUUAACAGAAUGAAAGCUGGAGAUUGUAAUUGAUUCUUCUGGCUGAUAGCCUCGAAAAUCAAGCGGACAUGGGUUGCUGUUACAGCAAUGAGACCGAGUCUAUGCAGCAGGAUGGGCUAAGGAAGCCUCUUAUCCAGCAUCCAAACCCAGACAGCAGAGCGAUUGAUAGCAUGGAGCCCCCAUCCUGCCCAACUGAUGAGCAAGCCCUCCUCUCGUCCAUCCUCACAAAAACAGCGCUGAAUAUAAUUGAUGUCUCAGCUUCAGGCUCCCAGGGCAUGGAACAGCAUGAAUACAUGGAUAAAACCCGACAGUACAGUACCAGGCUGGCAGUAGUAGGUGAUGGGCUGUCCCAGAAAAAGCCUGCAGCUCUCCCAUCCCUCACCAGUCAGCCACACAAAGUCCUCGCAAGCGACCUUAUUUCAUAUCUGGACCUGCAGCAGGUUUCAAAGAUAGCAGCCUAUGCACACAGUGCAAUUUCCCAGAUAAAGGUGGAUGCAAAAGAAGAUUUGGUUGUGCAGUUUGCCAUCCCCUGAGGGUGCUCUAUAGUCCUCUCUUUUCAUAUUCUCCCUCUCCCUCUCUCAAAUGGUUCCUCCCACACUCUAACUGUAAAUAAUCUGUAAAUAAUCCCCCAUCUCUCUCCCCACCAUCCUGGACAGCAGUCAACCAAACUCUUUAAAGCUCAUGGCCAACAGAGCCAAACCAAACAAAACUUUUAAGCACUGAUAAAGCUACGACAAUGUUCAGAAUGUCUUUUUUUAAGUUAUGAACAAAAUUGCAUAAUUCAAUGCAACAUCCAGUUCUGUGUGUGUGUGAGAGUGGUAUUGUGCCCAUCACCUUACUCAGAAGUGCCUCAUGAUUCAAUAAAGGAUGGUUGUGUGUGGAGAGGGGCUUUCUCAAACCCCUAUCAUCAAGAGUAAGGUUGAAGCGAGACUGCAGUGAGAGAAUAUUCUACACGUGAGUAAACCAUCAAAUAUAGUGGCAGCAGAGUGACUGAAAAGAGUGUUGGCACAAACCUCAACCCAGCCUCAUGAUUGAUCCUCCUCUCAUUACAUUGGCAGUCCAUGAAGUCAUGUAUUAUAUUGACUUGGCUUGGACAGGGUGUGACUCUGAACCUCAGGUAGCCUUUGCUAUGAAAUGUGAUGAAAGGAAGGCACUGUCAAGCUGAGUAUUUUAAUGUGGCAUUCGGCCUUCAUCAGUUAUGGUCUAUACAUUAAAAAAAGAUUAGCAGACACAUUCACAAAACAAAAAUAAACAUGAAUUUUAAAUUUCAUUUACAGCUGGUUAUGUACUGGAGAAGUUCAAUUUAAGAGUAUAGCAGCAAGGCCUCCCUGGGACCUCCAACCUUUGAGAUAUCAGUCCUGCUCCUUAGCCAUUCAUUUACUUCGAAGGGUAUGUACUGUACUGGAGUGUCACUGUGCCUUACAGACUCUGACAGUGGAGAUGUGCUUUUGAAGCUUCACCCUCUUAAUCCCAGUUGAGUUGCACGACACAAAGAAGAACAUAUCAUAACAUAGCAAAAGAACAUGAGAAGAACAAGUCAGAAGUCCAGGUCAGAGUCUGGGUAGAACACUAAAUUCAAAGAGACCAUUUGAAGGUCAACAUCCCAAGGUGAUCAGUCAUACAAAUAUUUUGCAGCAUAAAAUAUUUCAGGCCAAAUGUUACCUUAUCACUAUGGGCAUUCAAAUUUUAUCAGCUGUAAAAAACAGUUUUAGCUACUGUUUUCAUUUUUGUGUAUAAUAUACUUAUGUUCUUUCUGUUCUGUUUCAAGGACAUUGCCACUGCAGAAGCAAGCACUUUUUUGGUGUGUUAAAGGGAAAACAUACAGCAGAUAAAUAUCCUAACCAUACAUUUUAUUUUAUUGCAGUAUGCAUGUUUGAAUGUGAAGUUCAUUUACCUUGUUCACUUCUAGAACUAGUACUAAAAUGUGUUUAUUGAAAUUCUCUUGGUAGUUCCAGUGCAGCGGCAUUAUACAUUGUUCAAGUGUUUUGUCUUUCAAUGUGUAGGUCUUAAAUGUUGGGAGGUGCGUGAAACAAUCUUAAGUAUCGUUGGGAGUUGAGAGGAGUUAUGACGUCUGUGAGUGGAGCUGCAAUAUUCUGUCACUUCAGCUUGUAUGAAACAAUCAAAAUAAUUUCCCCUUUCCAAAUGAGUUAUAGCACCCAUUAUGUGUUUAAUAACCACUCCUCAGGAGUUUAGUAUAGCUCAUAUAUAUCCAAUUAUACAGGUGUAAAUUGUCUUGAAUGAUUCUUUAAAUGGUACAUUUAAGGCUCACAUCAGAGAUUAACCAGACAAUCCAUAGAAACCUAAAAAGUUCACCACGUUUGUAUGCCAUAAGCAUGUUUAUUUCCUCUUGUAAUACGACUUUAAUCCUUAAACAUUUUUUCCACUCACAAUGGACAGGCUCACAUCACAAUAAAACGUCGACAAAAUAGCCCUUAGGCAGCCCUGUCAUUUCAGACCAAACACCAUAUAAAUCCAGCCACACAGGCCUAAAUCAUGAAGUUCCACAACUCCACACAAAAGAUAAACUACAUUUCUAAAAGUAUAUGGCCACCCCUCCUAAGUAGUGCUUUGGCUAUUUUAUUUGCACCCAUUGCUAAUGGGUACAUAAAAUCAAGCAUACAGCAAUGCAACAAACAUUGACAGUAGAAUCGGUUGUACUGAAGAGCUGAAGAUGCCACCUUUCCAACCAAUCAUUUUGUCAAAUUUCAGCCCUGCUAGAGCUGCCCCAGUCAAGUACUGUUAUUUUGUAGUGGAAACAUAUAAGAGCAAUAACAGCCCAGCCGUGAAGCAGUAGGCUACCCAAGUUCACAGAAUGGCACCACCGAGUAAAAACCUGUCCUCGUUGCAACACUCACUACAGAGUUCCAACCUACCUCUGGAAACGUCAGCACAAGAACUGUUUGUCAAGAGCUUCAUGAAAUGGGUUUCCAUGGCCGAGCAGUCAUACACAAGCCUAAGAUCACCAUGCACAGUGCCAGGUGUCGGCUGGGCUGAUGUAAAUCACACCGCCAUUGGACUCUGGUGCAGUAGAAACAAGUUCUCUGGAGUGAUGAAUCACGCUUUACUAUCUGGCUGUUUCACGGAUGAAUCUGUGUAUGGUGGAAUUUAUACUGUAGCUCCCACUGUAAAGUUUGAUGGAGGAGGAAUAAUGGCCUGGGGCUGUUUUUCAUAGUUUGGCCUAGGCCCCUAAGUUCCAUGAAGGGAAAUCUAUAUACUACAGCAUACAAUGACAUUCUACAGAAUUGUGUACUUCCUACUUUGUGGAAACGGUUUGGGGAAGGCCCUUUCCUGUUUCAGCAUGAAAAUACCCCUGUGCACAAAGCAAGGUCCUUAAAGAAACGAGUUUGGUGGGGAAGAACUUGACUGACCUGCACAGAGCCCUGACCUCUACCCCAUCUAACAGGUUCAUGUUUGUUCCUUAAUUUAGAAAUAAAAAUCUUCUACAUAAUUACAAAGGGAGGUUGACAUAAAUAUCUUCAAUUAUUCAACAUACUGAUGGCACAAAGUUGGCAACAUUUUAAGCUCUUUGGUGUGGUACAGAUGCUUAGUUAUUAAAUACAGGCCUGUUUUCUCCAGUAUGUUUGUUUAAUGAGCUGUGCCUUUCUGCAUCUCACCAGUUCAGCUCAAUUGUCUUUUAAAUGAUAAAGGAAGUUUUCCAA
Anguilla rostrata (American eel) is the source of this 3776-nucleotide messenger RNA. Its product is annotated as ragulator complex protein LAMTOR1-like. Gene Ontology annotation, biological process: cholesterol homeostasis; regulation of receptor recycling; endosomal transport. Lineage: Eukaryota; Metazoa; Chordata; Actinopteri; Anguilliformes; Anguillidae. Gene Ontology annotation, molecular function: guanyl-nucleotide exchange factor activity; molecular adaptor activity. The transcript has 5 exons. The record is from RefSeq and is a predicted model, not a curated record. The coding region runs from base 186 to 650 and encodes 154 amino acids. Gene Ontology annotation, cellular component: Ragulator complex; membrane raft; late endosome membrane.